Molecule: messenger RNA, 342 nt
Organism: Nannizzia gypsea CBS 118893
Lineage: Eukaryota; Fungi; Ascomycota; Eurotiomycetes; Onygenales; Arthrodermataceae
Exons: 2
Coding region: 1-342 (113 amino acids)
Source: RefSeq, a predicted model, not a curated record
AUGGGCCCUCCUUCAGCACAGGCCGCGGAUGUUAAAAUAAGAGACGAUUAUUCCAGUAUAUCAACAGCCAACUCUCCGGCUUUAACAGACAUUACAAGUGUAUCAUCGACUGAUUCUGCGCCUCUUGUAAAACCCAAAAAUGCCUCAAACAAGUCUUCUCCUACCGUUCCCCAGGCGCAGCAUGAAAGCCCGGAAGAACGUGUGGCUCGAUUUAUGAAAUUCGUGGAGAAUAGUACCCGGGAGGAAAUCCCAGCAAUGGCACAGAAGUAUGGGCCACGAGUUGUAGGCGAAGGAAUCCCCUUCGAUACGGACGAGAAGGAUAGUGACAAGCUAUGGGCGUAA